Ostertagia ostertagi is the source of this 2064-nucleotide messenger RNA. The record is from the annotation of a GenBank genome assembly. NCBI's taxonomy places the organism in Eukaryota, Metazoa, Nematoda, Chromadorea, Rhabditida, Trichostrongylidae.
AUGACCAGACGCAAUGCAACCCCGGACGUACUAAAACCCCUGUUCAGAGGUCUCCCUGUUAUCCUUGCCGUUAUGUUUUUCAGUGUAUUGGCCGCUAAACGUUACCUGCAUUAUACCACACCACUUUAUGAAAGCACUGUAAAGAUCAAACUGGCCGAUACCAAAGAUGGUGUGCCUAACAGUAACCUCUACAAGAACUUUGACGUAUUUACCAGCACCAAUAAAAUAGGUACGGAAGUAGAAGUAUUAAGAUCUGAAGCCCUGAUCGAAAAGGUCAUAGAUCGCGUAAAUAUUUCAACAGCUGUAUUCCGCGUUGGCGACCUGCAUAAAAAAGAGCUGUAUGAUGAGUCGCCUGUGACUGUUGUGCCGGGCUUAAUGUCAGCUGAUGGCUAUGACCGGCCGUUUAAAAUGAUUAUCAGCAACCGCGAUCAUCUCAAGGUUACUUUGCCGGAUGGCACGCUGGUUAACGGGCUUGCGGGGCAGGAGAUAAAAACAAGGUAUGGCAGCUUUAUUAUACGGCACAAUGACAGCCUGCUGACUGCACGGCCUUUAUUGCUGGUUGAUGACCAUUAUGAAUUCGUGAUCAAUAGCCGUAAAAAAUUGAUAUCCGGUAUUAUUGCCGACCUUGAUGUAACUUCUGUAGAUAAAGAUAUCCCGGUGCUCAGGGUUAGUUAUAAAUGCCCGGUAGCACGCAAAAGCGCCGAUAUAGUGAAUGCUGUAGCAGCCACCUAUAUUGAAGACUAUAUCCAGGAAAAAUACCGUUCUGCAGAUACAACGGAAACGUUUCUGACCAACCAGCUAAAGGAUUACAGCGGCAAGCUGAACGCCAGCGAAGCCCAGAUACAGCAAUACCGGGAUAAUAAGAACAUCAUCAACAUCCACCAGGAAACGGAAACAAACCUGAGGAAGGUUGCCGACCUGAAGAAACAACUGGCCAGUGUGCAAAUGAACCUGGAGGCUAUCGACAGCCUUAAUCAUUAUAUAAAGAACGGCAAGGAUAAUUUUACGGAGCUGGCCCCCAACUUCGAAGCCUUUACCGAUCUGCUAAGCACAGAGAUGGUGAAAGAUAUGAAGCACCUGCAAGCUGAUAAGGAAGACCUGCUGACAAGGUAUACACCCGAGAAUGAAAAGGUGGCCGUAGUGGAUAAGAAGAUCAGUGACCUUUCUGAAUACCUUCAGGAAAGCAUACGCAAUACAGAAACGAACCUGCGCAUCAAGUACAACGAUCUCAACCAGACGAUACACCAGUCUGAAGCCGAAUUUAUAGGUCUGCCGGAAAAAGAAAGGAAUAUGACGGUGCUCGAGCGGAACUUCGGGCUGAAUGAGCAGAUCUACCGGUUUCUGCAGGAAAAAAGAACCGACGCUACCAUUGCAAAGGCAGCAACCAUUUCCUUUCAUCGCAUACUUUCAGCCGGCGAAGUGCCAGCCGCACCCGUUUCGCCCAAUGCAAAGCUGAUCAUUGUAUUUUCCGGUUUCCUUGGCCUGCUGUUCAGUAUCAUUGGCAUCUACAGUAUACACCGUAUGAAGGCCCGUGUAGACAAUGAAACGGUCAUCUAUCGCAAUUCAGAUUCCGGAUUGGCUUACAGCAUUCCUUAUUGUAAAACAGCCCGGCAAAAAAACACCCUGUUUAAUCACUGGGUACUGGAGUUGGAAUUAAAGCAGCAAUUGAAGGAGGGAACAGUUAUCUGUAUAAGCUCUGAUAAAAAAGAGGAAGGGAAACAUUUUACAGCAACCGGCCUCGCUGCAGCUCUUGCCGCACUGGGAAAGAAAGUACUGCUGGUUGGUAUAAGCGGAAGUAUUGACCCUGGUGCAAAUGCAUACCAGCAGGCUGUUCCCGGAAAAGUGAAUGCACAAUGGAGGAUACCCGCAGUAUGGUCGUCCAUGAUACAGCAAUGGAAAGAAGUGACUACUGAUCUAUCCAUUGUACCACUUUGGGCUUACUGCAACGGAGGCAUUAGCCGUGCUUGUAAAUAUAAUGCUGUACCUCUUGCAGGACCUUUGCAGGAGGCUGUUGCUGACACAUGGCAGGGUAAUGCCGGCAUUGCUCAUCGAUAUCCUGAAUAA